ACAAACAUAUUACCUAAUUUAUUAAAACACACAAACAUUUUUAUUUAAGACCAAAAAUUGUUAUUAUUUUUAUUUAAGACCAAAAUCUCAAUCAUUCUCGUCAUGCCACGUAAACAAAGAACACUCCUAAAAUCUGUUCUUAUUUAAGACCAAAAAAUAUGUUCUAAACACAUUAUUCAAUAAAUUUAUUAAUUUAUUAGGUUAGAACAGCCAAACUGCCAUUGCUAAUGACCUUAUAGUGCUAUCUAUCGUAUUCUAAAAAUAUACUACUAUACAAAAUUAAUAGAUCCGAUACAGCUGUCCAGAUAAAAGUGUUAACAUUGUCCCAAAAAAUAUCUGUUAAGUCUUAGUUUUUCAAGUCUCUAAUACUAAUAAGAAGUUGGUUAGAGAAAACCAGAAAUAUUAAUUCAAGGUUCUAGAAGGCACAUUCUUUUAUUUAGAUAGUUUCUCAUAUUUAUAUAUAUAUAUAUAUAUAUAUAUGUAUUUGUCUUGGUGGUUCUUGUUGUAUUGUUUUUAUACUCAAAAUAUUAAAGAAACAUGAGCAUCAUCACACACACAUAUUUUAAACAUGAAGUGCUAGUCAUCUGAUAGAAAUUAGUUGAAAAUCAUGUAUAUAAGUUACGAUGUCCACACAUAUAAUUAGUUAUUUGAUAAUGCUUUGUUUAAUUAGCGAGUGAUUGUGUGUAUUCGGGUUUAGAUCUUAGAUAUAUUUAUUAUUGAUUAGGAAAAAGAAAAAUCAAUAUUUAAAUCCAGUGCAGUCUAUAUAUUAGAGAAAAGACUGUUGACUAGUACAAAUCUUACUAUAGAGGCUAUAGUUGACCUGCACUUGUCCAAAAACACUCAUUAACUUUACCACCUACCUCCACAACUUAAAUUUAUCCCUCUUCUUCAUUAUUGCUGCUACCAAAUUUUUAUAAGUAUCAUCUUUCUUUAGUUAGACCAAAUUUUUGUUUGUGACCAAUAUAUAUCUGGCGGUAAAAGCCAUUGACAAACUUUAGGUUAUACUGAAUUUCAGGUUUUCUACAUAUGCGGUAACUUUUUUUUAAUUUUUUUGUUUGUUUUCUUUCCUACUAGUCUUAUUGCAAACGUCAUGCGAGUACCUACGAGUUGCAAAUAAAUAAAUAAAAACAAAUUUACUAGUUGUAUAAUUAAAUGGGUAGAAGUUAAAGAUCCAUUUGUCUGUCAUUAAAUAUAAACACCGUCGAAUUGACAUAUAUAUAUUUAUAUCUUCAAAACUAGCUUAUUUUGUACACACUAAAAGAAAUUCGCAUAAUGUAAAAAGGAAGAGAUCAACGUAACACAAAGUUGGUAGAUAAUUUCAUAUUAUGUAUACACUGUAGCGAUUACUGUAUGUCUGUAUAUAUGAACAUGACAUUUCUUUGAUUAUAAACAUUUCUAAGCGAUAAAUAUAAAAUUGUUGUCAUGAUUUUUUAAAAAUGUCAUAGCUUUCUCAAAAGACCAUGAUGCCAUAUAUGUCAAGCUUCUCACUUAUUGUACCAAAACGAAAGGCCACCAUACACUACUCAUUCAAAUCCAUCCCACCAACUCACAUCUAGAAGCAAUUACAAGUUCAACUCUCUUUCUCUCUCCUCCCCUAUCAUCUAGAAGCAAUAUAUAUGUGUGUGUAUAUAUAUGUAUAUCCUUGUCUAGCUUUAAGUCAAAACCCUAUAUAAACUAUACACCAAAGCUUUGAACAUUCAACCAAACCCCAAAAUCCAAGUGCCCCACCAAAUGCUUCAAUCCUCUUCCACUAGACAAAAAAAAAACAACUUAAUCCCUUUAUUCCCUUUUAGCUAGCCAAAACCCUCAUCAAUAAAAGCCAAUCCCCAAUAUAUAUAAAAUAACAAGAAGAAUUUGAUCAUAUUGUCUAUAUAUAAGAUUUUGUAUCAGUACAUCAAGAAAUAAGAUCUCUAGAUAUACCACAAGAAAAAAAAAAAAAGGAAUGGGAAGGUCACCGUGUUGUGAGAAAGCUCACACAAACAAAGGAGCAUGGACGAAAGAAGAGGACGAGAGGCUCAUAGCUUAUAUUAAAGCUCAUGGCGAAGGCUGCUGGCGAUCUCUUCCCAAAGCCGCUGGACUUCUUCGGUGUGGUAAAAGCUGCCGUCUCCGGUGGAUCAACUAUCUCCGGCCUGACCUUAAGCGUGGAAACUUCACCGAGGAAGAGGACGAACUCAUCAUCAAGCUCCAUAGCCUUCUUGGCAACAAAUGGUCUCUUAUUGCCGGGAGAUUACCAGGAAGAACAGAUAACGAAAUUAAGAACUACUGGAACACACAUAUAAGAAGGAAGCUUAUAAACAGAGGGAUUGAUCCAACAACUCAUAGACCAAUCCAAGAAUCAUCAGCUUCUCAAGAUUCUAAACCUACACAAGUAGAACCAGUUACGAGUAACACCAUUAAUAUCUCCUUCACUUCUGCUCCAAAGGUCGAAACGUUCCAGGAAACUGUAAGUACUUUUCCGGGAAAGUCAGAGAAAAUCUCAAUGCUUACGUUCAAAGAGGAGAAAAACGAGUGCCCAGUUGCAGAGAAGUUCCCAGAUUUGAAUCUUGAGCUCAGAAUCAGUCUUCCUGAUGAUGUUGAUCGCCGUCAAGGCUUAGUGGGACGCGGGAAGUCAACAACGCCACGUUGUUUCAAGUGCAGCUUAGGUAUGGUAAACGGCAUGGAGUGCAGAUGCGGAAGAAUGAGAUGCGAUGUAGUUGGAGGUAGCAGCGGGAGUAUCAUCAAGGGUACUGACAUCAUGAGCAAUGGAUUCGAUUUUUUAGGGUUGGCGAAGAAAGAGACGACCACUUCUCUUUUGGGUUUUCGAAGCUUGGAGAUGAAAUAAUUUCAUUUUUUUUUUAGGCGUAACUGUACAAAACUUUUGCCUAGAGAAGGUAAAAUCUUCACUUUGUAUGUGAAAAAAAAAAACUUCACUGUUGAAUUUAAUAUAUAGAAUAUUUUU
Messenger RNA from Camelina sativa (false flax), 2938 nucleotides. Its product is annotated as transcription repressor MYB4. The record is from RefSeq and is a predicted model, not a curated record. Lineage: Eukaryota; Viridiplantae; Streptophyta; Magnoliopsida; Brassicales; Brassicaceae.